Molecule: messenger RNA, 6388 nt
Organism: Carassius gibelio (silver crucian carp)
Lineage: Eukaryota; Metazoa; Chordata; Actinopteri; Cypriniformes; Cyprinidae
Product: potassium channel subfamily K member 9-like
Exons: 2
Coding region: 484-1959 (491 amino acids)
Biological process (GO): stabilization of membrane potential; potassium ion transmembrane transport
Cellular component (GO): membrane
Molecular function (GO): potassium ion leak channel activity
Source: RefSeq, a predicted model, not a curated record
UGCGAGUCGAGCCCAUCCACCAAUGCGUUACCGGGGAAACAGAUGCGCACGUUCGCGCUCGGACCUGUUGUUUGUAGGAUCAUCAAGCUCAGCGUUUCUGCAAAGCUACGGGAAUAAGUGAGUUUUUCCUGGAUUGGAUCACGUUUGGAGCAUCACUCGUGCGCUGCGCGUCUCCGCCGCUCAUCAGAUGAUGCUGCUGCGUGUUCACGGGUCCUCCUCCGGUACCACCGGCAUUACUCACGCACCGGCGGAGUGAGAACAGCUGAAGAUGAUACUCAGAUGAACAGGUCGGGGAAACUUUUUUCUGGAAGAUGUUCAGGGCAGUUUGGAUAUCUGAUGGCCGCGGCGAUGAGUUUGUUUAACGCAGCGGAGAAGGGAAUUUAACAGGUGCGUAAUUAUCACUCGAGCAUGAAUCCCACUGGCUUCUUGCGUCUUCUCCAGUUCAGAAGCUCUCUGGAGAUCACGCGGGGAGCGCGCUAGUUGAUGGCACUGCGCGCCGGAAGGACUUUGUUGUGGUUUGGGCAGGUUUUUCGCAGAGUUUCGCGGCUGCAGGGCUUGUGGUCCCGGCGCUCCAGCAGUCUGCUUUGUCUCUCCACCAGCCAGGACCACGAUCAAGGGACCUGUUACAACCGCAACCGGUGUCCGAAGACGCAGCAGCACUGCCCCUAUCCGCCCUUUACAGACUGCUGCUGCGCCUUCCCGGGGGAUAAGAGGGGACAUGAACCCCUCAGCCGCCGGUUCCUGCUGGCCAUGAAGAGGCAGAACGUGCGGACGCUGUCCCUGAUCGUCUGCACGUUCACCUAUCUGCUGGUCGGGGCCGCGGUGUUUGACGCGCUCGAGUCGGACUACGAGAUGCGGGAGAAGGAGCAGCUGGAGGCUGAGGAGAAGCGCCUUCAGGGCAAGUACAACAUCAGUGAGGAUGACUAUAAAAAGCUGGAAACCAUCAUCAUGGAGGCCGAGCCGCACAGAGCAGGGGUCCAGUGGAAAUUUGCAGGGUCCUUCUACUUUGCCAUCACUGUCAUAACCACCAUAGGUUAUGGUCAUGCGGCUCCAGGUACAGAUGCUGGAAAGGCGUUCUGCAUGUUUUACGCAGUGCUUGGGAUCCCUCUGACACUGGUGAUGUUCCAAAGCCUUGGAGAGAGAAUGAACACCUUCGUCAAGUACAUGCUGAAGCGCAUCAAAAAGUGCUGUGGGAUGCGCAUCACAGAAGUCUCAAUGGAGAACAUGGUCACCGUGGGCUUCUUUUCCUGCAUGGGAACGCUCUGCAUUGGCGCGGCAGCUUUCUCCCAUUACGAGGACUGGAGUUUCUUUCAGUCCUAUUACUAUUGUUUCAUAACGCUCACCACCAUCGGGUUCGGGGACUUUGUGGCCCUGCAGAAGAACAAAGCUUUGCAGAGAAAGCCACUUUAUGUGGCGUUCAGCUUCAUGUACAUCCUAGUUGGCCUGACGGUCAUCGGGGCCUUUCUAAACCUGGUGGUCCUUCGUUUCCUGACCAUGAACAGCGAGGACGAGCGGCGGGAUGCCGAGGAGAGAGCUUCCCUGGUGGGUAACCGCAGUAGCAUGAUCAUCCACAUCCAGGAGGACACGCUCCAGAGGAGUCGAAGGAGACGAGAACAGCAGCAGCAGCGCUACAGAUCCGAGGUCAAUGAUCUCCAGUCCAUUUGCUCCUGCAUGCACUACCAUUCGCACGAGUUCGGGAGCUCAGUUGGCCUCGGGUUGGGAAUGGGAGGAGGAGGAUGCAGCGGCGGUGGCGCAUUUCAGCACCAGAACUCGUUCGGCUCACAGUUGAGCCCCCAUCAGUACCAUCACUACCACUCAACGGUAUCCUACCGCAUAGAGGAGAUCUCGCCGAGCACCCUGAAAAACAGCUUCCUUCCCUCCCCCAUUAGCUCUGUCUCACCCGGGCUUCACAGCUUCACGGAAAACCUCCGGCUGAUGAGAAGACGCAAGUCCAUCUGAGGACCAACGGCAAAUGCUCUACACACAUAUCCAAUGCUGCUGCUCUACCAAACCUCAUUCUGGCACUUUUUUCGUCAUUAUCAGGCUCUUGCGAGAUGACGUCAGACCAGCAGGACAUUUUAUCGCUCGGUGGAUAUAUUGGAACUUUGUUAAAAAGCAUGAAGCAUGGAUGUCUAUUUUUGCAGAAAACAUCGCCUGGGCCUUCUUCGCCCUUUUGAGCAGCACCUCAGUGGAUUUGGAUAUAAUAAUACUACCCUGAUAUCUUAUCAGAUGAUGCACACUUGUGUUUUGAAUUAUACAGAGGGAGAUAUAUAUAUAUACAUAUACAUAUAAUUUUUUAAGGGACGUGUGAAAAUGUGCAUUUUAUCAAAUGGUGAGCAGCCUCUGGUUCUUUCUUGAGAUUCAAGUGCCACAACACCGAAGGAGAAAUAAUGAUAAAACUGAUUUGAAAAGGACUACACAGUAUCAGGUAUUGUUUUCUAUAAGCAAUUCUAUUUAAGAAAAAUAAGACAUUGAUUCACAUCAUGCCAAAAUAUUGUUGCCAACCAUAGCAUGUGCACUAGUUGUCGUUUGAUGUACGUCAUUGUUUCUGUUAAACCUUUUUAUUUUCCGUUUCUGUUCGUUUAAUUUCGAUCUAAGGUUUUCUGUAAAUUAAACAUGUAUGUAGACUUUCCAAGUGCGUUAUAUUUAGAGGUGACAGAUGAGAGACAGCAUAAGUCGAUUGUGAGAGGAGAAUAAUUGCAUGUGCUUUGUUCAAACUGGUAUGUGUAUGCUGUCACGAAGCAAAGCGAUAGCACUGGAUCCAAUAUUAAAAGCAAAUAAUCCUUUAAAAAGUAUUUUUUGAAAUGAAAGUCGAACUAAACAGCAACUAAAACAGGGCCUCACAAAUGGGAACGUAGCGGCAUUGAAGAUGAUUGUUAUUCAUCGUUAUUUAUAUAAACAGCACGACUAUUAUUCCAUUGUGAACAAUCAAUGUAUAAUGUAUGCUAACCCUAGCAAUGAUUGCUUUUCUCUCGGCCAUAACCAUGGCAUUUAUUUGAAUGAGACUUAUUUAAAUGCAUCAAUAAAGACAGUUAUUUAUGUAUUUCACACUUUUAUGAUGUCUUCAGAGGAUGCCCUGCAAAUGAGAUGGUACCUCAUAGGCCUAAAAAUUGCUCUGAUGUUGAUGGAAAAGCAUAGUUGCUCCUCUUUUAGGAGCGGUGUGGAUGUAAUCAACAGCUCCCUUUCUCUGCUUGUGGUAGAGAGUGUUUUUGUCCACUAACCAAAUUGCAUUUCUGAUAUAACAGCAACCAUGUCACUUUUUGGUUUUAAACUGAACUUGUUUUGUUUUUUACUAUUUUACUAUGUCUUACUGUAUCCUGGAUAUAAAAUCGCAGUAUUUGUGUUACAGUUAGGAUCAUCCAAUAAACCAGAGUUGGAGUCAAGACCUGACCCACUACAAGACCCAGACCAAGACUUGACACAUUAAGGCCCAAAUCCAGACCAAUGCCUGUCCAAGUAUGAGAGAAGAUGCUGAAUUAAUUGCAGCAUUCACAUUGUACAGUGGCUAAAAAGCCGUUCAAAGCCAUAGGCAUUUUACUAAUUUUCUGUAAUCAUGAAGACACCAUGUUGAAUUUGGCUGAGUUAUCAUCUUUAGUUCAUAAGUGGACCCUUUUCUUCACCCUAAACCAAUAUUAAAUCUGGAACUAGAUGGAGCAAUGUGGUCUUGAUAGGUCUUCAAGACUUCAACUCUGACACUUACUAACCAAUAAAAUGACAUUGCAAAUAAUAGCUUAAGGAUUUUUUUUAUGGAUGUAGAAGGCUGCAUUAAUUUUCACUUUUUGGUUUUCCUUGAUAAGAUUAGAUGUCCAUUUCAUUUCGCCAGUUUUAAUUGAGAGUUGGUCUGUAAUUUUACCUCUGUGGCAAAAUAAAUCAGAAGCAGUCAGGGUGGUGAAGUUUUCAUCUAAAAUUCAAGAUUCUUAGGCAGAUGGCCAAUUAUAAAUUAGAUCAAAUGUGACACAGAUAGCAUGAUUCAGGUUUGGACUGGACUCUUGCCGAUGUUUUCUUGAAAAAUAAAUCUCAAGUAAUUGUCUUGAUUUGGAUCACUGAGGUAUGCAAAGCCCAAAGUGCCAGCUAAAGUAAUUUGGUUUCAGACAAGACUAAUUAAUGAGAGAAAUUCCUGAGGGUCUCCAGUGCUACCGUGCACUCUUUUAACCAAUUCCCGAGGCUGCCAGCGGGAAGCGGUUCCAGGCUCAAACAGCUCACCCGUCUAAUACCAAUCAAAUUGACGUCUGACAUUCUGGAUUUCACAGCAUAUCUUGCAGCACUCAUGUAAAUGUAUGUAAAUCGCUACCAUUUUAUAAUAUUGUACAGUGCAUAUAUUGUAAGUAGUUAUAUCCUUGACAAAUUACAAAGACAUAUUUUAAACUCAGAUGCAUUCCCAUUUUUACAGCAUUCAGCAUACUGUAUGUGCCUUAAAGGGGUAUCUUUCAAAUGUGGAGUUUGUAUUUCAUUAAGGCACAUACUCCAAUUCAUAUUCAGAUAUAGAAGCAAACAAAUUAAAAUAGUUUUCAAAGCAAAAGCUCCCCCAUGAAUUCCCAUGGACAACAUUAAAUCAAAUAAAACCAAAGCAACUAAUCCUCACGAAUGCCGCUGCCACCCAAACAAUGCACAAACAUGUAUUUUAGUGUAAACACUGUCUGAAAUGUGUCCACUGUUUCACUAACACAACAAAAAAGCUUUAUUUUCCACUUUUUAUUUGUUGUCACUUUAACCUAUGUACGUACAUGAUGGCUCCUGGGGUAAUAACAUGUAUUUUACAUCAAUAAAUUGUACUUGCAUUCUAUAUGUAAUAACCUGGUAAGAAAUACACAGACAGAUGAGCUUGUAUGUAUGGACUUGAAGAAAUGUAAUAACUUUAUGAUUGGCAAUAGAUCCACUGUUGUGGAGGGGCAUUGACAAAUCAGGUGUAUCAAAAUACAUUACCUAAUUUAUAAGAUGAGAUAAAUAUACACAUUCCAUUUAAUCAUAAUAUUAAUUAUUAAAUAGCAAAUUGUUAUUGAUAUUAUAGGGUGACAGGAGUUAAAGGGAUAGUUGACACUAAAAUGGAAAAAUUAGUUUUGAUUAUCAGAGUUUGUUUCAUCAUAGAUUUGGAGAAAUGUAUGAAAUGUAUCAGCAAUGGAUCCUCAGCAGUGAAUGGGUGCCGUCAGAAUGAGAGUCCAAACAGCUGAUAAAAACAUCACAAUAAUCCACAAGUAAUCCACACCACUCCAGUCCAUCAGUUAACAUCUUGUGAAGUGAAAAGCUGCAUGUAAGAAACAAAUCCAACAUGUUUAAACUUUCAACCAUCACUUCUGGCCAAAACAGAGGUCCAUAAUCCAUAAUAACGCUUCCUCCAAUGAAAAAGUCCAUCUCCUGUUGUUCUCCGACAUCAAAAUCCACCGACAUAUUUGUUUAGAAUUGUUUUGGACUGUUUUCUCCCAUAAACGUUGCUUGAUUUGUGCAUAUUUCUCUCCUGUUUCUACUUUUUCACUGCAGGAAGCAAUAAUAAGAAUAGAGAACUUGUAUUUUAGCUGGAAGCUACGCUGGUUUGCAAUUAAACAUGUCUUAAUGAAUUUAUUACAAACAUUCAGCUUUUCACUUCACAUGACGUAAAUUGAUGGACUGGACUCUGGAGUGAAUUACUUGUAGAUUAUUGUGAUGUUUUCGUCUGCUUUAUCAGCAUCUCACUCUGACGGCACCCGUUCACUGCAGAGGAUCCAUUGGUGAGCAAGUGAUGUAAUGCUAAAUUUCUCCAAAUCUGUUCGGAAUAAACUCAUCCAUAUAUUGAUUUUCAGCAAAUAUUCACUAUUGGGUAAACUAUUCCUUUGAUAUAUAUAUAUAUAUAUAUAUAUCUAUAUCUAUAUAUAUAUAUAUAGAGAUAUAUAUAUACUCGAUACAUUCACAGUGUUACAGCUAGCCUCAGUCUCCCCUACAUACUGUAUAAUUGAAUUGUCUAUUGCAAAUUUGCAUUUCUAUCAUCUAUCAGCAGAAAAACAAUUGUUUUGACCAGCACUUUUUCAUUUGUUUACUCUCAGCUACUAUAUUUUUGUCUUAAUGCUACAGGAAUAUUGCACUAUUAAUUCUGUCUGUCCACCCACAGCAGUGUGAUUCCUGCUGCUGUUUAACUCUGAUUAUUCACAAUCAUCACCACAUGUUGCUUUGCAAUUAUUUCUACAAUAAACUCUUUCUGCAAUAGAAUGCAUUAUCAACUGCAUCAAAUAAUCUGUGUGACCCUGUCCGACUAAAGAAGGGGAUCUGUCAUGAUACGGAUUCAAACUGUCAGAACAACAUACUGUUUAUUGUUUUUGCCUUUAUUGAGAAAACUUGCAACGAGCAUUUCAAUUUGUUUGUUUGUCUUAUUUGUUGUGUGUGCAUGACAUAGUGUGGCCGGCUGAAAUCUUCAUAUGAC